Rhagoletis pomonella (apple maggot) is the source of this 718-nucleotide messenger RNA. Its product is annotated as active regulator of SIRT1-like. The coding region runs from base 112 to 540 and encodes 142 amino acids. NCBI's taxonomy places the organism in Eukaryota, Metazoa, Arthropoda, Insecta, Diptera, Tephritidae. The record is from RefSeq and is a predicted model, not a curated record. The transcript is spliced from 3 exons.
AAAUGUAAACAAACAAAAUUAUAUGAAAGUUUGGAGCAUUGCAAGAAGCCUUGGCCACUAAAUAUUAAAAAAAAAAAAACAGAAAUUUGGAUCAUCAAAAGAAUAUAUAAAAUGUCUCUUAGGCUAUUAAAGCAAAGCUUGGAUAUAAUAGAUGAGACACCAUGUAUUGAUAAAAAAGCUACACAAAAUAAAGCAAAACCUCUGUCCAAAAUAGGAAGUGUAAGCAGUUCACAUAAAAACGAAGCGAGAAAUCAUAAAAAUCUGGCAUUCAAAACCGCAAGCAAGAAGGACAAAAAGAAUAUAGAAGAUCUACGCAAGGAGUUUUUGCCUGACCAGAAUAAAACGAAUUUAAACCUUAAACGCUUACUGGCAUUGUCACAAAAUUCAAUAGAUGCUAAUGUAGCUAAAAAGAUCAUUCAGCGAAGUAAAAAAGGAACCGCGGUGAAGAUGCCGAAGAAAAAGAAAGUACAGGAAUCUAUCUUUACAGAGGAGGACUUUUUGGCUUUUGAAAAAGAAUAUUUUGCUGACAACAGUCAUUAAAUAUAUCUACAUAUGUAAACAUUUGUUUAGCCCUGCAUGGUCGAAUCGACAAGGCAUUACUUAUGUGAAAUGCAAUUUUCGUGUAUAAUUUGACCUAAAAUUGUAAAUAUAGAAUUACGAAUCUAUAUGAUCUUCCCACAAAUUUUAUUAAAAUAAAAUGAAAGUUGAAUGCCAUUGA